This is a messenger RNA of Colossoma macropomum (tambaqui), 939 nucleotides long. RefSeq names its product olfactory receptor 6N2-like. Gene Ontology annotation, cellular component: membrane. Gene Ontology annotation, molecular function: G protein-coupled receptor activity; olfactory receptor activity. Bases 1 to 939 code for a protein of 312 amino acids. NCBI's taxonomy places the organism in Eukaryota, Metazoa, Chordata, Actinopteri, Characiformes, Serrasalmidae. Gene Ontology annotation, biological process: G protein-coupled receptor signaling pathway. The record is from RefSeq and is a predicted model, not a curated record. The transcript has a single exon.
AUGGAUUAUUCUACUAAUGUUACAUAUUUAUUUUUGGAAGGGCAUGUGGAGUUGGAGAAAUAUAGAUAUGUUUACUUUGUAAUUACUCUCACAGUUUACAUUCUGAUAAUUUGUUGUAAUGUUGUUGUCCUUUCUAUUAUUUACACAAACAAAUGUCUCCAUGAGCCGAUGUACAUUUUCAUUGCUGCUUUACUCUGCAAUGGUCUCUUUGGAACAGCUGCCUUAUAUCCUAAAUUACUGAGUGAUUUUCUUUCUGAAAAACAAAUUAUCUCUCAUGGAGCCUGUCUGUUUCAGGCCUUUUGGCUUUACACAUGUGCUGCAUCAGAGUUCACACUGUUAUCAGCUAUGGCCUAUGACAGAUAUGUGUCCAUAUGUAAACCAUUACAAUAUGCAACUCUUGUAAAAAUGUCCACUGUGAAAAAGAUCUUAUUUUUCUGUUGGUUUGUGCCUUCCUGUGAAAUUGGCAUAUCAAUAAUAUUAACAUACCGACAGCUGUGCGAAUUUAAAUUAAAAAGAAUAUACUGCAAUAAUUACUCAAUUGCUAAAUUAAGUUGUGGAGACAUAACUGCUAUGAGUACAUAUGGACUGAUUCUUCUAAGCAUUGUUGUAUUUCCAACAGUGAUCUUCAUAAUCUACUCAUAUGUUAAAAUAAUUGAUGUGUGUUUAAAGAGUUCAAAAGAUUUCAGAAGAAAAGCUCUACAGACCUGCUUCCCACACCUUCUCAUUUUCAUCAGUUUUGCUGUUACUGUGUGUUUUGAAGUUAUUAACAGCAGACUAGAAGGAAAUAUGCCUCAUAUAUUUGCUAUGAUAAUGUCAGCUGAAAACUUUGUCGUCCCUCCUCUAAUCAAUCCUGUCAUAUAUGGACUGAAACUGCAAGAGAUUUGGAAUAGGAUUAAGAAAAUGAUUUGGAAGAGAAAUAUGCAUGUCUUUGCAGAUUGA